AUGGCUAUAUGUCUCACCCUCGUACCAGACCAAGCGUGGGCUGUGAGCAAUUUGUUGUCAGUUGAUCAUCCUGGUGGUGGUGGCAUUCCAGACCUGAUCAAAGAGACGUGCCAACACGCCGUUUACACCGACCUCUGCAUUCAAACCAUGGAAUUGGAGCCCGAUAGCGCAAAAUCAGAUAUCAAAAGCCUUGCUUCCAUCGCGUUGAAGAUCGCAGCCUCCAAUGGAACCUACAUCUCCGACUACAUUAGACGGCUGAUCCAGACGACCGCAGAUCCCUACCUUCAGCAAUGCCUAACCGACUGCUCCGAGAAUUAUAUAGACGCUAUCGAUCAGCUGGAGGACUCGAUUUCCGCUCUGGAAUCUAGAGGCUACAGCGACAUCAACCAUUGGGUGACUGGCGCCAUGAAUGAAAUAGAGUCGUGCGAGGAGGGAUUCAAAGAGGUGCCCGGCCAUACGUCCUUGCUAAGCGACAAGAACGCACUCUUCACCAAAUUAUGCAGCAACGCUUUAGCCAUUGCUAAUUACUUGGCUGGCCGCCGUGAGUGA
This is a messenger RNA of Nelumbo nucifera (sacred lotus), 549 nucleotides long. Its product is annotated as putative invertase inhibitor. The record is from RefSeq and is a predicted model, not a curated record. Gene Ontology annotation, molecular function: enzyme inhibitor activity. NCBI's taxonomy places the organism in Eukaryota, Viridiplantae, Streptophyta, Magnoliopsida, Proteales, Nelumbonaceae.